This is a messenger RNA of Pocillopora verrucosa, 3282 nucleotides long. Lineage: Eukaryota; Metazoa; Cnidaria; Anthozoa; Scleractinia; Pocilloporidae. The record is from RefSeq and is a predicted model, not a curated record.
AAUACCAUUAUUACUUUGAAGGAUAUUCUGCUCAUGGAUGACAUGCAAUCAGAGGGUCUUGUAACCUCAAAAUUGAGACCUAAACUGGAAGACUGCCAUGUUGCUGCCAAAAAUAUCAAAGCUCUUUGGAAUAAGAACUUACAAUCCCCAACUUUGGAAAACGUUUCCUUCAAAGUGUCAAGUGGUGAACUUCUGGGAGUGAUUGGUGCUGUUGGAUCUGGCAAGUCCUCCCUGCUGAUGGUAAUACUGGGUGAACUUCCCUUGACUGAGGGCUCUAUAACAGUGAAAGGAAAAAUUGGCUACUCUUCACAACAGGCUUGGGUAUAUAAUGGCUCACUGCGCCAGAACAUACUCUUUGGGCAGAACUAUGAUGAGGACAAAUUUAAAGAAGUCACUAAAGCUUGUGCUUUGGAUAAGGAUAUUGAAUUGCUCCCAGAUGGUGACAUGACAUUUGUAGGGGAACGAGGAGUGUCACUGAGUGGAGGUCAAAGGGCAAGGGUCAACUUGGCAAGAGCAGUGUAUGCCGACGCAGACAUUUAUUUGAUGGAUGAUCCACUGGGUGCUGUAGAUGCUGACGUCGGUCGACACUUAUUUGAAAAGUGCAUCUGUGGAUAUUUGGCAAAGAAGCCACGCAUCUUAGUAACUCACCAACUGCAGCACAUUGGAGAAGCAGAUGAUAUAAUCGUUUUAGAUAAGGGAAAAGUAGUCAAUAAAGGACCCUAUAAAGAACUCUCUUUAUGUAAAGGAAGUGCAAACAUUAUGGAAUGUUUGAUGAAUCCUGAAACAGAGGCAGGUCGUGAAGUGGAAGCAAAAGAUGCUGAAAGGCUGAUGGUUGCUCGGCAGCUAAGUCGACAGGAAAGCUUCCCAUGCCAUCGCCUAAGUAAAAUUGCUGACAGUAAUUUUUCCAUUGUGUCUGCUGCCACAACAUUUUCUGCUUACGACGACAAUCUACUUCCAAGAGAAGAGAAACAAGAAGGAGCGGUCAGUCCUAAGACGUAUCUGGCAUAUUUCCGUGCUUUACACAAUUUAGGAAUUGCGUUUGUUGUUAUUUUCUUGCUUGCUCUCUGUCAGGUAAUAUCAAUGCUGGCGGACUGGUGGUUGUCUUAUUGGUCUAAUACAGAGGAAUCAUACUUCGUCGCUAUAAUGCUUCAGACUGGCAACUCCACGGCGAGUGCUGCAUCAGAACCCGACCGAGGCUUGCUGUUAGGGGUUUAUGGUGGUUUUGUAAUAGGAUUGUUUUUGCUAUGUCUCUUUUCCACUGAGCUGUUCUACACACUAACAGUAGUUGCCUCAAGGAACUUGUACGAAAAAAUGUUAAGUAGUCUUCUGAGGGCACCCAUGUACUUUUUUGACAACAAUUCCAUAGGGCGAAUCUUAAACAGAUUUGCGAAGGACAUUGGAAUGGUAGACGACUUGAUGCCUAUGAUCCUAUGUGAUGUUUUGCAGACCGGUUUAAUGUGUCUUGGCAUUUUAGGACUAGUUGCUGUCAGUAAUCCAGCGACAUUUGUCAUAAUUGUACCUGUGACCAUUGGUUUUGUUUAUUUGAGGAAUUAUUUCAUGAAGUCGUCUCGAGAAAUCAAGCGCAUUGAAGGAAUAAGUCGUAGUCCACUAUUUGGUCAUUUCUCCACUACCCUUCUCGGUCUGGACACUAUACGUGCCUAUGAAGUGGAGGAGACUUUUACAGAACAAGUUAAUGGUUAUCAAGAUGCUCAUUCAAGAGCAUGGUUUUGUUACUUGGCGGGUCAAACGUGGUUGAACUUUAGACUGGAAAUGCUUACUGUUCUGUUUCUAGCCUUUGUUGCUUUUGUAUCUGCAGCUUUAAAAGGAACUGUAGAUCUCAGUGCUGGUGUUGUUGGUCUGACUCUGACGUAUUCAAUCAUGUUAACCUCUGUCUUCCAACCAUUUAUUGAAGGGAGUGCUGAACUUGAAAAUCUUAUGACCUCUGUAGAGCGAAUCGUGGAAUACAUCAACCUUGAAGCUGAAGCUCCAGCCGAAACUGUCACGAAACCUAAAGAUGAUUGGCCAUCUCGUGGACAGAUUGACUUUGAUGAUAUGUCAUUCAGGUAUCACCGCAGCUUACCAGAUGUGCUUCAUCACAUCACGUGCACUAUCAAACCCAGUGAAAAGAUUGGUGUAGUGGGUCGGACCGGUGCUGGAAAGUCAUCCCUUAUCUCUACACUGUUCCGCUUGUCAGAACCCCGAGGUAAAAUUGAAAUCGACGGUGUCAAUAUCCAGGAACUUGGGCUGAAAGACUUAAGAAGCAAAUUAUCCAUCAUUCCACAGGAACCGGUGUUGUUUAGUGGUCCUAUGAGAAGAAAUUUGGAUCCAUUUGGAGAACAUCUAGACACUGAAUUGUGGAACGUGUUGGAGGAGGUCCAGUUGAAAAACUCUGUUGAGGAGUUGCCAAACAAGCUAGAUGAAGAGCUGGGAGAAUCAGGCUCAAAUUUCAGUGUUGGUCAGCGGCAGCUUGUGUGCCUGGCACGUGCAAUUUUAAGGCAUAGUCGUAUUUUGGUCAUUGACGAAGCCACUGCUAAUGUUGAUCAGAAGACAGACUCUCUGAUUCAGACCACCAUCCGCGAGAAAUUUAAGCAUUGCACAGUGUUGACGAUAGCUCAUCGUCUCAAUACCAUUAUCGACUCCGACAAAGUACUGGUGUUAGAUGCUGGCUGCCUCAAAGAGUUCGAUGCGCCUUAUGUUCUUCUAAAAAAUCCCCGUGGAAUUUUUUGUCAACUUGUGGAACAAACAGGUCCUGUUGAAGCAAGGAGAUUGUACGAGAUCGCAAGGGAUAAAUAUAACCAACAACAAGUAGCCAUACCGGAAACAGAUGUCAUUAAUGACAACGAAUCACAGGAAGAAAAGAAACCGGAAGUGUCGGUCUCACUGCCACCUGCUGAUGACAGUCAAUCCAUGCCCCUGCCACAGUCUGAUGAUGAGUCACAAAAACCAAAACUCUUGCCUGCAGGUGAAGUUGAACAAGAGCCGGACUCCAAACAUUCACAACUGUCAUCACUAGUACACGUUAAAAUUUAAAAAAAAGAAAAGUGAUUCACCUUUUCCAGAACAAGGCUGCAUGUCAACCUCAGGUUUAGAUUCUUUAGCGGAGUUUCCAGGGCUAAAAAUUGGCGGUCGCACGGCCGCCAGUGGCGAGUUAAAACUGACAAGGGCCACCAAAAGUUAAGGUUUGAACGCCCGAUGUGCGACUACGCUACAGGAUUUCGAAAAAGGUGCAAUGUAAAUUAUGCGAAGUACAAAGUUAAAAAUAAAACUCAAUAUGUAGUUUAA